CAACUUUCCCGGAAGUGACGUAUGUUACGCUGAGAAGGGUUCAAGGAAGAUCUGGGCGCUUUGCUUAGGUGAGCGGUGCGGACAGGUGGGGUCGUGCAUCCGCUAUGACCUGCACCAUCGAAAAGAUCCUGACAGACGCCAAGACUCUGCUGGAGAGGCUGCGGGAGCACGAUGCGGCCGCUGAGUCGCUGGUGGAUCAGUCGGCGGCACUGCACCGGCGGGUGGCAGCUAUGCGGGAGGCUGGGGCAGCGCUUCCGGACCAGUAUCAAGAGGAUGCAUCCGAUGUGAAGGACGUGUCUAAAUACAAGCCUCACAUUUUGCUGUCCCAAGAGAACACGCAGAUUAGAGACUUGCAGCAGGAAAACAGAGAACUAUGGGUUUCCUUGGAGGAACACCAGGAUGCCUUAGAACUCAUCAUGAGCAAGUACCGGAAACAGAUGUUACAGUUGAUGGUCGCUAAAAAAGCAGUGGAUGCUGAACCAGUCCUGAAAGCUCACCAGUCUCAUUCUGCAGAAAUUGAAAGUCAAAUUGACAGAAUCUGUGAAAUGGGAGAAGUGAUGAGGAAAGCAGUUCAGGUGGAUGAUGACCAGUAUUGUAAGGUUCAGGAAAAACUAGCCCAAUUAGAGCUGGAGAAUAAGGAACUUCGAGAAUUGUUGUCCAUCAGCAGUGAGUCUCUUCAAGUCCGGAAAGAAGACUCAGUGGACGCUGCUUCCCAAGCCAUCAAAUAGCUCACCACCUGAAUACUAGUGGACCUUGUCUAUCAAGGAAAGAAGUUAUUAUCUUUCCAUUGGAGUAUUGGCUGUUCAUUGUCUUGCCUCAGGCAUGAUUUAGUGUUGAUUAAAGAUACCAGGUGGCAAUUUAGAAUGGCUAGUCAGUGUUGACUGCCUACAACACAAUUUUCUAGUGUGUUAGUGAGAAUACUCACUGAAUUUCACCAUUCCUUUCUCUAAGAGACUACUUUUAAUUCUAAUUUCUGGGACCUCAGUUUACAUAAACUGUUUUUAGUUCAUUUUAGUUUUUUCACAUCUCUGAAACUUAAAGCAUUUUAGUAUAAACGAGUACUUUUAUUUUACAUAGAAUUGUAAAAUACAGUUCUAAAGAACUUUGAAAAAGAGAUGUAACUUUUCAAAUCUAUUCUGCAUACACCUGGAUUUUUCCUGUUUAACAAAAGUGAUACUAGUUUCACAGAGCUAGUCUUGCAGAUUCUCUCGCUUGUAAUGUCAUUCACCUCUGAAGUUUUAAGUCUCUCUGGUGCUAAGAGUUAACACUUUGUGGCCUGGUGUCUUCACUCUUAAUUUGAGAGGACCUACUGCUAGUCCACAGGAAACAUACUUGGAAAUAAGUUAACUGUUCUUUUUUUUUCCCCCAGUUGUAGUAUAGUCGUUAUAUUCAAAGAAUGCCUAGAAACUUGUCCUUGUGUGUGCGUGUGUGCACACAUGCUCACUUAGCUCAAAUGCUAAAAAUAGCUUUUACUCUGUUAAAGUAGUCAGUUUUUCAUUCAUGUUGUGCCAGGAAAUCUUCAACUUAAGUAGUUCACACAGUGCAAAGAGCAUAUAGUAGACUUAUUCACAUCGUAGUUCUUAGCUGCUACAUUUUAUAAUUAAGAACCAUCACCUAGAUGUCUUUUAUUACUGGCACUAGUAGUUGGCUUUCUUUUGAGAUCCAUGUUUCACAGUGAAACCAAGUUUUAUCACCUAAUGAGAAUAACUAUAUUCAUAGUGUUAUGUAGACAACAACAAAGCAAUGUUGAGGUUCAAAUACUGGGUGGUCAUCUAGUCUUACUCAUCACCUCAUUCCCACAUCCUCUUCAAAUAUACAAAUUACUUCAUGUUACACUAUUUAGGUUUUUCCACAAAUAAAUUAUGAAUGCUAAACUUGUCAGUGUUUUCCAAUAACACUAAGCACCAUACAGAUACAGUAUUAGAGUUUUUCGCUAGCACUUUAUGUGAUGUAAAAUUUCUUUUGUACAGUCAUAAAGAGUUGAUUUUAGCUAAAACAACAAAAUCUCUCCAAGAUGUCCUAAUAGCAACCGAUCCCAGUUAUAGCAAUGGACUUUACCUACAGUGAUGGGCUUUAAUGAAUAAGUUUAACAAAUUUCUAUUCAUUACCCUGCAUAGAAUUCAAAGAAUGUGUCCACCCCUAAGUUUGGGCAUUUUUAUUUUAUUGCCCAUGAAUGAGUAAACUUUUAGUCCAGCUCUUUGCUUUGAAGUAUGCCCUUGGUGCCACCAUGUGUCCCACAAGUCCAUUCAGGAGGCAUGUACCCCUUACUGUGUGUCAGCCGCCGUGGCCAGAUGUCGGUGGGGAUGACAAAGUAAUCAGAUGGCUCAUUAAGGCGUAACGUGCCUUUUGUCACCUGCCUUAUGUACCUUUAGAGCUGUUUAUAAAGUUCUUUACAGCUCAGGUUUCAGAAUAAAUUACGUUGACUUUUCCCUCUGACAAAUGAAAAACUUAAAAGUAUGAAUCCGAAGACAACAUGGCGGGCUGUCAGCGCCCUGCGCAGCUGCGCCCGUGACUUGCAUUUGGGUGGACAGUAAAGUUGCCUUUGCUGUGGAUGCAGUGCAGUGUGUGGAGGGACUUGACUGGCUUGCAAAAUCUCAGUACAAAGUUUUCUAGUAAAAACCUUAACUUUGAGAAGAUGAGCUAAUUUUACUCAGUAAUGAGUCUGAUUAUUGGGAAGUACAGAGGGCUUUUCAUAAAUGCAUGUGUACAGUGUAUAUACAUGUGUGUAUGACUGUCAGAACAGGUCUUCCUGAAUAAGUAGAAUGUAUUUAGCAGUACCAUUGUACAAAUUGCUGCUGACUUUUAGAGGUAUCCUCAUGUGAUAUAAAUUAUAAAAACUAGGUUUGGAAAUAUUCUGAGAAACAUUUAAAUACGUUGGUAUUUACCUUAUUACCUUAGCUUAUGUUAAUUUGAUUCAAACAUGGAAGAUCUGUUUCUUGAAAUGUGGUUCACUGACCUACUGAAAUAGGAAUUUGAGGAUGGAGUUCAGGGAUUUGUAUUUUAGUGAGCAUCCCAGGUAACUCCAAGGACACAAGGUUGAGAAUAUCUAGUCUACUUUGUGCCAGACAUUUCAUUACAAGUUACAAAUAGAAAAAUGAAAAAGCAUUGAUACUUUUCAAAGAAGAAUCUGGUGGAGACAAACAAGUAUGCAUAUAAUUACAAUGCAGUGUGAUAAAUUUGAUGUAAGUAUGUCUAGAAUAUAGAGGAGGAACUAUUUUAACUUGAGAAUCCAAUAGAGAGAACAAAUGGACAGGAGGAGAACUAGAAAAGCUUGGUGUAACAAAAGCAGAAAGUGGAUGGUAUUGCCAAUAAUUAACAUUCUGUGCUUUAGUACGUGUCAGGUAUUGUAUUAUAUAAUCUACAUUUCAACUGUACCUCAUCUUGCAGCUGCUUAGGCACAAAGACGCUAUGUUAUUUGUCCAAAAUUCAAACCCAGGCAGACUCAAACACAUUUUUAACCACUAAGUUACACUUCCUUUAAAUGCCAAAUAUUACUGACUUCACAUGGCUCUUGAUUAGCAAAAUCUAGUUUUACUAAUAGUGCAAAAGAAACCCUACAGCCCAUAUAUAUAUAUAUAUAUAUAUAAAGUGUCAUGAAUUCUCAGUGGAUGAAGUUUUAACUCCCCACCCACUGCUGUCAAGUCAAUUCAGACUCAGAGUUUCUGAGGCUGUAAACCUCCAGAGGCCAACUGCCUCAUCUUCCUCCCACGAUGCCACUGGUAGCUUUAAACCACAGUCAGUCGCUUUUAGCACUGCACCACAGGGGCUCUGGAGUUUAACUAAUGAGAUAUAAUUGUUAUUAUCUGUUUUCUAGAAUGAUGUAGCUGAAAAUAUAUAUGCAUGUAACUGAUAGGAGUAAUACUUAAUCAGUUCAGUGGUCCUUACUAUCUGCAGAAAAGGGUGCAGUUCUUUGAGAUCUGCCGCCUUAGCAUGUAGGCCUUUAUCCCUCAUGCAGUUUUCUUGUGGUCGCAAGAAGGUUGCUGCUGUGCCAGAUGUCAUGCCCAAGUUGGAGGUGGGGGUGUGAGAAAUGGCCUGUGCCAGCUCUAUGUAUCCUCUUUUUAUCAGGAAAAGCAGAGCUUUUCCAGAAAUCCCAAACAAUUUUCCUCUUAUCUUAUUUGCCUGACCUGUCACAUGGCCACUUUUAGCUGCAAGAGAGGGCGUUGCUGCCCCAAAUAAAAUCACUAUUAACAGAGAGGAAAUUGAGAAAACAACUAACAGUGUCUGAUACAAGUCCUUUUACAGUGGAUAGCAUUAUGUUGUGUGGAAACAUUUUAUUAAAAAGUGUAAGUAAUAGCUGCAAGUAUGUUAAUGUAGUGUAGCCAAGAGAAUGGGCCGUGACAGACAUCAGUCAUUACAUCAGUCAGUACCCAGACUCCCAUUCUAUGUUGUGAGGCAGAGCCCUCUUACCUCCAAAAGAACUUGAAAGCACCAGAUACAUGAUUUCCCGACCUCCUUUGCAACUAGGGAAGAUACAUCUGCCUUAAAACUUCAAGGUUAGUGAUACAAAGAAGGCAGGUAACCAUGCAGGAUCCGUUGAGUGAAGGUGACAUGACCAACAGCACUGGCUGGUACGUUCAACUCCACAAAGGAACAACAAAAAUGGUUCUAGUGACAACAACCAGUAUCCGGUUUCAGCAAAGCCAGUGGUGUAAGCUGCAGUGUCUGUGCCAAACAGUGGAAACAGUGGAGCCUUGAAGAAACUCUGACAUGCUAAUUGGCUAUGUAGCCUCUAAUUCUGGCUCUCCAGCUGUCCUAGAGAUCCUGAGAACUACCUAGUAACCUUUUAAUAAAAUUAUUUUUUGUGAAAAUCUGAAUUCCCUGAGUAGUAAGAAAAGUAAGGAUAAUUUUAAAAAGAACCAUGUGGAUAUAAAUUUGGUCAAUACUUUAUACAUAUCUUUGCACUUAUAUUUUUAAUGUAUUUAGCUUAUAAAAUGAUAAAUAUGAUAUCCAAAUAAGUGAUCAUGUGUAAUAAUAACUCAUCAUCUAAUUUGAGAAUUAGAACAUUACCAGUACUUUCCAUUUAUCUAUUUGAGCUCCUCUCCUAUCCCUCCCAACUCCUUUCUCCUUUUAAGUUUUAUCAUGUACGUAAAAAGGCCUAAAAUAUGUAUCCCUAAAAUGACAUACUCUUCAGUUUUAUACCUUUUUGAAUUUUAUAAAAAUGGUAUACUGUGUAUACAAGGAUUUGAUUUUUUCACUCAACAUUUUUUCUGAGAUUCAUCCAUUUUAUUGUAGGUAAAUGUCAUUCAUUUUUAUUGAAGUAAAAUAUUCCAUUGUGUGACUAUACAACAUAUUGUUUAGGGAUACAUACAUACCUAAUAAAAUGAUACAUUUUUCAAAAACUCAUCUGACAGUAUAAUUUUUAAUUCUCCAUCUUCCUCAUUUGUUAGACACAUUUCACAAAACCAGAUUGAAGAAUGUUUAUAAAAUUAUUGACACACAUUGUUCCAAAGUGUCAAGAAUGCCACAGAAGCUACCAUAAUUAUGACAAUGGUAUCCACUCAUAUCCACAGGGCCCGCCCACACUCAAAACCCAUUGCUAUCAAGUCAAUUCCAACUUAGAGCAACCCUGUAGGACAGAGUAGAACUGCUCCAUAGGGUUUCCAAGGAGCAGCUGGUGGAAUCCAACUGCCAACCUUUUGGUUAGCAGCUGAGCUCUUAACCACUAUGC
This is a messenger RNA of Loxodonta africana (African savanna elephant), 5668 nucleotides long. It is a transcript of the gene SIKE1, whose product is annotated as suppressor of IKBKE 1. The coding region runs from base 105 to 728 and encodes 207 amino acids. The transcript has 5 exons. The record is from RefSeq and is a predicted model, not a curated record. NCBI's taxonomy places the organism in Eukaryota, Metazoa, Chordata, Mammalia, Proboscidea, Elephantidae.